Messenger RNA from Anoplophora glabripennis (Asian longhorned beetle), 919 nucleotides. RefSeq lists its product as uncharacterized. NCBI's taxonomy places the organism in Eukaryota, Metazoa, Arthropoda, Insecta, Coleoptera, Cerambycidae. The transcript has a single exon. The record is from RefSeq and is a predicted model, not a curated record. Bases 21 to 221 code for a protein of 66 amino acids.
ACACGUUAAGGGUUACUAGAAUGGACUGCAAGAACUUACCAUCCGCCGCGCCCCAGGUCAAGUCCAGGGACCUGGACAGGAAGGUGCUGAGGGAGACGCUGUACUCGGAGAUAUUCCAGAGGCACAGGAGGUCCAUCUUCGCGCUGGGCUCCUUCCUCAGGAUGCUGAAAACCAAGAAAUCCAACUACAAUGUGAUAAAGCAGGACGGCGAGUCCGAAUAGCAGUGCGGGUUCCCCUUUAGCUGACCGGUGUGGGGGUGGUGAUUGGCAGGUCGUGCUCGUAAGGAUUACAUGAGUAUAUAUUUUUUUAAUUCCCGUAAAAUCAUAAUUUUAUGUAGAGUUUUGAGUCGCAGUUACCUUGAAAUCUCCUCGAACUUAAUAAUUUUGUCGCGAACACAUUUUCACUGUAAACAAUGACCGACAAAAUCGUAUAUUUAUUGGCAUAUUUUUACCAUGUUAUUAUUAUUACUAAUCGUAGCUUCUCGAAACAUGAUUAUGGUUGUUCAGUUGUUCAGUAAACAGUCCAAUAAUCGAGGUCAAGUUUUAUAUUAACGUAUUUUUAAAAACGUGCACAGCGACUAUUUUUAAAUGGAUAUUAACUACCGAAUUUUUUUCACAAUAGUAAGUUGCGAAAUACAUGUUGUUGAUGAUACGUUUUGCCGAAUGGUGCAUUCUGCGAUACAAAUCGAUAAAAAAAUUAUAAAAACGUGUCCGAAAACGUUUCGCUUUCGAGGUACAAGGUAUUCAAAUAUAAAAAAGUUUCACAUUUCUUCCUAUACCUUUUAAGAACACAAGCUAAUGAUUUAAUCAUGGGCAAAAGUUUACUGAAUUCACAAACGUUUUGACCAGUGGCGGAGAUGUCACUGAAUAUUUUGGAAAUUGGACUGAAAUAUAUUUAAUGGGCUCAUUCAGCAUUUUUU